AUGGCAGCUUAUGCAGCUCUGGCUUCUCUCUUGAACAAUAUUCAGCAGAUGAUGAGCGAUCCUCGUCUUUCCACUUCUUUCCACAACAAUCAGAUCCGAUCUCUUGAGGAAAAGGCUUCUUUGUUGCUUGAUUUCAUAGAGACCUAUAACUAUGUUGGUGGAGUUAGACAAGAAGCACAAGAUAUUGAAAGCCUAAUCGCAUCUGCAGCUCAUACGGCUGAGGAUAUGAUUGAAUCUCACAUCGUCAAUCAACUCCUUCCUCUUUCAGCUCAUGAUCGCGAAGCAGCUUUGAGUUUUUCUUUGUAUCAACAGAACGAAGGGGCAAUUGAAGAGAAAAAUGAAGCUGCAGUUGGAGAUGUGGGUCAAUUUCAUGGUGGAUCCAACCAAUCAAUUGAAGAACUUGCACCUCAUGUGGCUGGAGAUGGAUACUUGGACUAUCUGUGGCAGAUAAUUGAAGACAUGGAUGCUAUCAUCGAAAAGGCCAAUGAGUUGAAGGAGAAACACAGAUUCACAGAGGAGCAUUCAACACCUCCUCUUACUCUUACUCAGACCAGGGAAGAAACUGCUAUGGUGGGAUUUCGUGAUGAGUUGUUUCAGCUUCUCGACGAGCUCACCGGUCAUCGAUCCAAUCUGCAUAUCAUCUCAAUCGUGGGUAUGGGCGGCAUGGGUAAGACUACUCUUGCCAAAAAUAUUUAUACUAAUAAACUCAUCAUCGAUCGCUUUGAUAUUCGCGCUUGGGCCACCGUAUCUCAGCAAUACAAUGCUCAACAAAUCCUUGACCAACUUCUUUCUAACAAAGACAACUCCUCCGAUAAAGAUGUAGAUAAAUUAGGAGAACAAUUACACAAAACUUUAUUUGGUAGAAGAUAUUUGAUCACAUUGGAUGACAUAUGGAGUGUUGAAGCUUGGGAUGAAGUGAGGCGUUUCUUUCCCGAUAACGGAAAUGGAAGCCGGAUUGUUCUAACUACUAGGUUGUCUGAUGUGGCUAACAAUUGUGGCUCUUCUUGCUUUCGAAAGAAUCUUCUAGAUGAGAAUGAAAGUUGGGAAUUAUUCUGUAAGAAGGCAUUCCAAAAUGAAGAUUGCCCUACUGAACUUGUGGAAGUUGGAAGGAAGAUUGUUAAAUUAUGCAAAGGACUAGCAUUGUCCAUUGUUGUGAUUGGUGGGAGUCUUCUAAUGUCUCCUAGGACUCUAAGAUACUGGGAGAAUUUUGCCGAAGAUAUAGAAUCAAGUCCCAAUUCAAAAGAGAAGGAAGAAAGCUUAGAUAUAUUGUUUUCAAGUUAUAACCACUUGCCUCCUCAUCUAAAGCCUUGCUUUCUUCAUAUUGGAGUUCUCAAAAGUAUUAAUUAUGCAAACCUCAGUAUCUUCAGAAUCAUCCAACUUUGGGUUUCAGAGGGAUUUUUGAAAUCAAAUAGAGGCCAAGUUUUAGAAGAGAUUGCAGAGGAUUACUUCAAGGAUCUUAUUGAUAGAAAUCUGAUAUUAGUUAGCAAACGAAGUAAAAAUGGGAAGAUGAAAUGUUGUGAUAUUCAUGAUCUUUUAAGGGACCUAUGCUUAAAAGAAGCUGGGCAACAAGGGCUUUUUCAUGUAAUCACUGGAGGCCCUGUGCUAGGCACAGAACGUCGCCUCGUAUAUAACAAUACUUCCCGGGGUAGAGAAACCGCCAUACUUCCACUUGCACGCACUAUCAUGGAAUGUGAAUUCCACAAGGAGACUUAUAAACAUAGACUGUUGAGAGUUUUGGACAUAAAUAAUCACGGGUCAGUUAAAAAAUCAUUAAGGUGUGUUAACCUGCGCUACCUUGCUUUGCGAAACCUUGAUAACCAGGACGUUUUGAAGCUUCCUAGUUCAAUAUCCUUGGUAUGGAAUCUACAUGCUUUAAUACUUUGGAAAUUUAUGUGGAAUCUUUUGAGAGUUGUUGCACCAAUUGAAAUUUGGGAGAUGCGACAACUUAGGCACAUUGAGUGUCAUCGAAUUUAUGUUCCUCAUCCCGACAGACAAGAUGACUUGUUAGUGUUGGAAAAUUUUCAGACACUUAGGAAUGCAGUGAAUUUCAAGUUGAGUGAGGAUGUGUGCAAGAUCAUUCCCAACAUCAAGAAACUGCAUCUGGUUUAUGACCGUGAGUUGGUAGGAUACGAUGAUAGUUUGAUUGAGUGUUUGUACAAUCUUGGUCGGUUGUAUAAACUUGAAUCACUCAAGUUGUGUAGCGACAUUAGGUGGGGGCACAUGUAUGAUAAGCUGAAUGAGAUAUUCACAUUUCCCAGUUCGCUAAACAAGUUGUCCUUGACUCAUUUCUCAUUUCAUUGGGAUGAUCUGUCGGUGAUUGGCUCGUUGCCCCUACUCGAAGUUCUCAACCUAGAAGUUAACUAUGUCAGGAAGGGAAGCACGUGGAGUCCCGUUGACGGGCAAUUUCAACGCCUCAAGUUCUUGAAAAUCGAGUUCUGUGAUCUGACAUGUUGGAAUGCAGACAGCUGUCAUUUCCCAAUUCUGGAGAAGCUUGUUCUUUGUGGUCUUAAGUUGGAAGAGAUCCCAUGGGGUAUCGGUGAGAUAUCAACACUCAAACUUAUUCGUGUGAAUUGUUGCAGUAAGUCUGCCGCGAUUUCAGCUUUGAAAAUAAAAGCCGAGCAGCUCGAGUGUGAGGACAAUGAUGACCUUCAAAUCCAAGUUGAUGUGCUUAAUACUGAAUGGAGUAGCUUCAUGGCUAUGGUGGAAACAGAGGGCUUCACAUUACUCAAUAAUGUUCAAUGUAAUGUAUUUCCUUUUUUCGGCAUUUCGUUUUCCUGA
Molecule: messenger RNA, 2778 nt
Organism: Salvia miltiorrhiza (redroot sage)
Lineage: Eukaryota; Viridiplantae; Streptophyta; Magnoliopsida; Lamiales; Lamiaceae
Product: putative late blight resistance protein homolog R1B-17
Exons: 1
Coding region: 1-2778 (925 amino acids)
Biological process (GO): defense response to other organism
Molecular function (GO): ADP binding
Source: RefSeq, a predicted model, not a curated record